GUAAUUUAUGUGUUUAUAGUAAUUCGUUUGACUGUAAGAAUGAGCUCUCCAUAUUUCACCGAAUCAAUAGCUGUAUUAGACACUUGUGCGACUGAAACUAUGGUGAAAAGUGAUGUAAAUAAAGGAGAUUGAGAUCCAGAAUGGCUCAGAUCAGAAGAUGGUCCUCCAAAAGUGAAAGCAGAAGUUCACGAACAGAGCAUUUCAGUUGCUCCACUGCAAACACAUGCAGAAACUCCUGCAGGUGAGACUAACUGCACAGACAAAGGUGAAGUACAUCAAACAUGCCACGGCUCUGAUCCAGCAGGAGUUUGGCGGAGACACGUUGGAGGGUCUGAUGCGUCGGCCCUAAGAUGGCCCACCUGGCCAAGGACAUCGCCUGGAACCGGGUGUCUGGCAUGGCGAGGAUCCUGGAGGUGGAGCACCGCACCAGGCUGCUGGUGGUGGACCGGGUCACCGAUGAGUUCCUGAAGUUUCACGGUCUGCCGUGUACGGAGGAUAGGGCGAUUGAGAUGGGCUCUCUGUCCUCUUGCUCCUCAGCAGCAUCCUCUCCCCGCGCCUCCCCACGAGACUCCGCCACUCCUCCCUACAACAGACAGAGCUCUGAGGGCAUUUUCAUUAAUAAGAGUCCCAGCAGCACUGGAGGAGUGAUGAACGGCUCUCCGCUCUACAGAGCUCAUGCCCGUCUGGCUUCACCCGGUGAACGCAAGACCGAACCGGAGGCCGAACCCUUCACCAAACUCACAGCCGAGCCUGAACCCGAGUGUGAGCUCCGCACUGACCUCAGCGGAUCUCAGACCAGCACACAGGAGGAGACAGCGUUGGAGGAGGAUGUGGUAUCGAAGGACCUGCGUCCGCGCUCGUGUCACAUGACUAUAGGCGAGCAGGGCUACGGCUUCAACCUGCACUGCAAGAAGUCGCGCACGGGUCAGUUCAUCCGCUCGGUGGACCUCGACUCUCCGGCGGAGCGCGUGGGCCUGAGGCCCAGAGACCGGCUCAUCGAGGUGAACGACAGGAGUGUCGAGGGCCUGCGUCACGCGGAGGUGGUGGCAUUGAUCAGAGCGGGUGGCACAGACACACGGCUGCUGGUGGUGGAUCCCGACACAGAUGAGCUCUUCAACCGACUGGGCAUCGUGCCCACAUCUAUUCAUCUUAAAGAAGACUGUGUGGACGGGCCGAUCAUAGAGAGUCUUGGAACGACAUAUCCAACCGCACACAGCCCUGUGUCUUCUUCUUCACCGGUCCCAGACACCCCCAAGAUCUCUCCACCAAUCAUCAACAUCACACUGACUGAGCCACCAAUCAGCAACGGCUCCCCAAGACACCAGAGUCACAGAAGCUCCUCCUCUCGAUCCACUUUAUCAGAGACGAGCGCUGAAAUCAGCAGCUUUGACAGCAGCAACAAGGUGUGUGCCAGGAAAAUCACUCAGUAA
Sinocyclocheilus grahami is the source of this 1430-nucleotide messenger RNA. Its product is annotated as Na(+)/H(+) exchange regulatory cofactor NHE-RF1-like. Gene Ontology annotation, molecular function: protein-membrane adaptor activity; signaling receptor binding. Lineage: Eukaryota; Metazoa; Chordata; Actinopteri; Cypriniformes; Cyprinidae. The transcript is spliced from 7 exons. Bases 351 to 1430 code for a protein of 359 amino acids. The record is from RefSeq and is a predicted model, not a curated record. Gene Ontology annotation, biological process: protein localization to plasma membrane. Gene Ontology annotation, cellular component: apical plasma membrane.